CAGACAAUGCUCUGCUGGAUCACCAGUGGUUUAUCUAAAUGUAGGAGAGCCUGGCUGACUCGGACAGUUGCCUUGUAACAGUUUGGUGAGCACUGAAAGUCUUGGGACUGUUGAAGACAUGACAGAGAACUGGAUAAUUAAGAUUUUAUGCUACUUUGCAGCUCUGAGUGUGGUGAUUCAUGGCAAUGCUGCUAAUGUCACUGAAGAAAAGCUACAGUCAACACCCAUAACAUCAACUAAACCAUUGGGAGUAAUGGAACACAGAAGUGAGAUUGUUGAACUGGACAGGAGUGUUGAUCUGAUGUGCACAAACCAGACCUGGAACAACACGAUAUUUAUUGUCUGGAAGAAAAAGAAAGGAGGGAUAGAGGAGUGUAAUAUAGCAAAGCGUACCAGUGAGCUAGAAGUUAAUUCCUGUAAUGAUGGAAAAAGGAUACAAAACAGACAGAAUGGAACAUUUCUGCACAUCCCUCAUUUUCAGUACAAGGAUGAAGGGAUUUACUACUGUGAGGUAGUUUAUCAGGGAGGCUUGCACGCUUCACAGAUCAACGUGUCUGCUAGAGUUCCACCAAAGAUAAAUUUGGUGUAUGACAUCACCCAGAAGAUGGCCACUUGUACAGCAGCAAACAGUAAACCAGCUGCCAACAUUUCCUGGAUUGGAGUGUCGAACUGGACCGAGAAAACCACCAAGAACCCAGAUCACACGUACACUGUGGAGAGCUCGGCCAGCAUCCCUGACAACACAUCCUUGCAGAGUGUGUCCUGUGUAGUUGAGCACCCAGUUUGGAAGGAGGAUUUACAUAAGACCCUCGGACUACCUCUUGAAAAUCUGGGUUUGUCUUUCUCAUCUUUCCCUCUCACGUGGACGAUCAUUUCUGUAAGCUUAUCCAGCUUAGUAGGUCUUAGUCUUGCAGUGUCCUUCUUUGUGAGAAAUCAUCUGAGCAAAAUCAGAAAUUGCUGCAAAUCCAGCAUUCCUGUGUCAACUCUAAAAAAAAAAAAGGAUCUGCAGAAUGAUGAAACAUAUACUGUGUAUAUAUAACCGACCAAUGCAGUCUUCAGGACAUAAAAUGAAGUGUGGCUUGAUGGAUCAAAUGGGAAUAAAGUGAUAGAUUUCAGGACACACGUGACAAAGACAGAUUCACACUCGCCUUGGAUGCUCAAGUGUUCAUCACUUACACCUGUGUAAUCUCAUUGGUGGCCCUGUCCUGUCAACUUGGGUUUGAGGCCUGAGCCAAACCAAGGAAACAGCAAUCCAGUUCUUGCUCAUUUGUACUCAUUCUUCCUUGUAGGACUCCUGCACAAGUCAGAGUCUGGCAUAUAAACUCAGUAAAUCACUGUUUUAUUAAGCAGCUGUCCUACAAGAAAGAAUGAAUUAAACAAUUAUUAUGUUUAGCUCUUGUUUUCACUUAUUUUCUACACUUCCUUCAGCCCAGAAAUAGUGUAAAUGCACACACCAAAGAAUACUGCAUGACUUCAUUUGUACCCUAUGUCCUUUUUUCCUCAAAAAACUGUUUCACAAAUAACAGCUAAACAGCUUCUCAAAACCAUAUCUCUUGAGACUGUCAACUUCAGGCUCAAGUCCUUCCAUCGCCCCUGCAAGAGACUGAAACAACCAGCAGAGUGAGCUGGAGCUGCUGGCCUUCAUAUCUGAGGCUGUUAUCAAUUAUGUGGUUAGAGCUUUCCUGCCUGAAACUUGCACUUCAUAGCACAACCACAUACUGUUAGAUUCCACCCUGUUAUGCAGUUUGCUUUUUAAUAAAGGUCUUUUCUUUCACUUUUGUGUCUCCUGUACAUCUGCAGUAUAACCAUAGGAGCUUCUUAGACAGGUUGUCAUUGCUAAUGUAAAACUGUUGUCAGCUGAUUUGUCUAGUCAAAUAAAAGGUUUACUUUCCAAAGCCAGUGAGAUCUUUAGUAAAGUAAAAUGAUUUUAAAAUAUUAUUGAUGUUCUGUUUAUACUGUAUGGUAAUUAGUAAAAUCAGGGUACAAGUUAAUUUGUUAUUAACAAUGAAUACAGUACAGUAUUUACCCUUAAGUACCACAUAAAGAAAUGCUCCUUGUUUGCAAAGUUGUCUAGUUACUAAUACAACAUUCACAGGCAUUUCUAACCUCACUCAUGUGAAGUUGUGGACAUUGUUAACUGCAGCAGUGUUUUAUGCUGCUGAAGAUGAGCCUAAUGGCCCUCUGGUAUGUGCAAGUAUUCUGUUCUUAAACCCACAUAAUCUAGGACUGUCUCUGAACAGAAAGUUCUGAAGUUUCAAAUCAUAACCACUUCCUGUUUCCACUAAUUAAGGUGUGAGGUGGUCUAAUCAACUCCCAGAAACUUUGGUUGAACUGUGUAACUCCGGUGUUGUGACCCUGCAGAUUACUGUACAGAGGCAGAAUACCUCAUGUCACUAUUUUCACAGAUGGUCUUACAGAGAGAGGCCAGCGGAGUGUGGUACAGACCAGUUAAAAUUGUGUUUUUUUAUUUAACUGACACAAACCUGCUCUCUGGAUCUCUGCAGUGAAUCCAUUUCUUUUCACUAUUUACAAAAGGAACACAACAAUGUCUUAAUAAUUAAAUAUGGAAGUCAUGGUAAUCUGAAAUAUUUAAAAUCAUUAACAGUUACUUGAAUGCCUUCCCACGUUAGGGAAGUGAUCAGCAGUACUCACUCUUGGUUACAGUAAAGUACCCAAGUACCCACAAAUCAGCACGCGACAGGAACAGUAGAUACCGGGCCUGCAGUUCUGUUCUACCAGAUGCUAGCAAUUACAAUAGGAUUUGUCCAUCUAGUUUAAACCCCCCAAAAAACAUCCACAAUGGAUAAAAAAAAGCAAAUUAACAACCUAGUCUCCACUAACAAGAAAAAUAAAUGCAAUGGAGGACUCAUGACACAGUCACAUCUUUGUCAUGUCCUUGUCAUUUCACCCCCAGAAAAAACGCAACACGCCAUCCUUGAAUAAAGAACACAGAAACACCCCUCCAGGAUUCUCUUCCACACUGUCAUCCACUGUGAUAGUCUCCUGGGGACUUCCUCAACUCACUCCAGCAUCCAGUCUGGAAAAAAAAGUCUGGUGUUAGAUUAGAGUCUAGGGCCCAGUUCCUGGUAUAACCCAUAAAAGCAAGAGAAGUAAUAUCAAACUGUCUGUAGCAAGGGCAGCAGGAACUGAAUUUUCUUGAGUGUGGUGUGGCUAUUAACAUAAUGACCCCUUCUAUUGAUUUGAUUAGGCUGAAAAUGAAAAUACAGAUGUUGUAAUGGAAAUGAGGUUUAUGUAAUUAAAACAGAAAUUAUUCCUCAACUGUGUAAAAACUAACGACCAGUUUUUACAUUAAUUUAUAUGACAAAGAAGAGGUUUGUCAGGGAUUUCUUGAAAACAAUUGUAGUCAUGUAAACAAAAUAUAUAUCUUUUCUAUAUUUCUUUUCUUGUAUUUUGUAUUCUGCCGUUCAGCAUACUAUAAAGUCUUUUAAUGGUUUUACGCUCUACUAUAUAUUGUACCUUGUACAUGUAAUCUACAGUAUCUACAGUUAAUUACCUGGUUUUUAUUUCAGUUAGUUGCAAAGAUCUUGCUAAUUCCAGGAGACAUUUUCUUAACUAUUGUGUUAAAAUAUCAAAAGUGUAUAUUAUGAUUUUGUUCAAAUAAGACAGUAAAUGUGCCACUAGGUGUCGCCAUACAAUAGUUUCCAGCAGAAGAUGUAAGUUCAGUUGGUUGCAUAAGCAAUGUAAAGUUCAGAAUACUUUCAAACAUUAAGAAAUCAACCACAUUGUCAUACUGAACUGUGUAUAGGUCCUACAAUGCUUCAAAACAUAUUUGUAUAGGUAAACAUUCUAAAGCAUUUUCUCAUUAUAUAAACACAUCUAAAAGUAUUUGUUCAGGUGGGUGGCUGCGUCGACAUGCGUAGGCUGCAAAGGAACAAGUAAUAGGUUUAUUCCAGUGCUAGCAUACUUAGUUAAAAGUAUGUGUGACUAGUGAUGUUUAGUAAGACCUUAACCUUUGAUUUGGUAAAUCCCUAAUGGGUGUGUUGAACCACAAAGGAAAUAAACAUAUACAAUAUGCAAUUAUAGUUUAAUUCUUUCAUAAGGCUGCAUUCCACAUUUACACUUUUCUUAGAACUUGAGAUUGCAAUCAACAGAAUGUUUAUUUAGUCAUGUAAAACUGACAUUAUAAGGCGUUCUCUGGUCCUCCCCUUGAAUACAGGUACUUCAGAUGAACAGGAAAUGCAAACAUUAUGAUUCAUUUCUUUAUCAAAUCAUGCACCGGUUGACCUUUCCUCAGCCAUAUAUUUUUGUUGUUGCUGUCGAUGGUAUUGUAACGAAACUAUUUUGGCACAUAAAUGAAAGCCAGCGAUUAUAUUGAGACUGGCACUCGUUAGUUCCUUGUGUCACAGGGUGAAAGAAAUGAGUCUCUGUUUGGGUGACGGAUUGGUAUUUCCUUGUUCUUAAGAUUCGCAUUGAUCAAAGUGCCUUGUGUAGACACUCGUUAAUUACCACACAGUUCAGAGUGGACAUGCGGGAUUGCAAAACAGGUCUGACUGGGCCUCGGACUGUGAAGGAGGCUCUGAAACGGGGUGCAACUACACAAUGCAUCAUUACGCCUGGCCCUCUGUAUACAGCCAGUUGAUCAAUAAGCCCUGAGCAGUUAGCAAUUACAAAGGCUGCUAGGACCCUUCUUCCUUUGCCACAGGUUCUAUGUCCCAGAACCACCAGCGCAUCUUCAUGCCAAUGACAGAUAUUAUUACUGUUUAAGUGCCCUUUUUAUUUUCUAGUGACUACAACAUUCAUCACUACCCCAAAACCACUUCCACAACACAAAAAGUAUCUCAAUGGGGAAACUUUUGAUUCCAGAGGGUCACCAGUUAAUAAAAAAGGCACUUGAAAGUCUGUAUUACUCCAUGCAGCACAAUUAUAUCUAUAUAUUCAAAAACUAACAUUCAUGCUCAGCAGUCUCUGAAGGGAAGAGGAAGAAUAACUGGUCCAAUUGCCCUAGUCUGUGCAGUGGCCAGUGUUACACCACGGAAAACCAGGGAGUGAGGUGGUCCGUCUUGUGUAGAGGAGCUCCCUGGAGGAAGAGAGCACUGCUCUGUUAAAGUCCAGGCUUCUAAUGUCCCCUCCUGUCUGCCCAUUCCCCUCAGUGAGGUUUUGCCACUGUCUCAGUCAGGGGCAGGUGUGUGCAGCUUAUUACAGGGGAAGCUUGAAGAAACAAUGCAGAUGCAGAUUGCCUUUUGUUUGCUCUCCUGCCCCCCUCUGCCCGAGUUGUGAUUCAAACUGGUUCAACACCAGUUUCAACACUUCCAUGUUUAGCUGUGGAAAUUGAGCUAACAUUAUGCUCCUCCAUUCUGGUCAACUACCUCCUGCCCCACCAUCUGCCUUUGAUGACUUUGAUUAGGGGAAGGAGACAAACACACAGGGAAAGGACAAACACCGAUACUGACUGCUGGCAUACUGUGACAUUAACUUUGUGACUUCCCAGAAGUCCAAGCUAAAACUGGUCUGCUACAGCAUAUACAGUAUUCUGACGGAAGAAAUAUGUCUGGACUCUUCUCUGAAGACCAGGUGUAAGUUCACAUAACACCUGAGAGACGAAAGACUAACACAAAUACAGGGGGGUUGAAGGAGAGCAUUUAUAGAAGAAUUGUA
Messenger RNA from Lepisosteus oculatus (spotted gar), 5616 nucleotides. Its product is annotated as cell surface glycoprotein CD200 receptor 2-like. Gene Ontology annotation, molecular function: signaling receptor activity. Gene Ontology annotation, biological process: regulation of neuroinflammatory response. The record is from RefSeq and is a predicted model, not a curated record. Lineage: Eukaryota; Metazoa; Chordata; Actinopteri; Semionotiformes; Lepisosteidae.